Molecule: messenger RNA, 1959 nt
Organism: Dendronephthya gigantea
Lineage: Eukaryota; Metazoa; Cnidaria; Anthozoa; Malacalcyonacea; Nephtheidae
Exons: 3
Coding region: 1-1959 (652 amino acids)
Molecular function (GO): protein binding
Source: RefSeq, a predicted model, not a curated record
AUGGCGGAAUCGCAAAAUUUUACUGAAAUGACUCAAAAGAUUGACAUUAAAUCAACAUCGGUAGAUAGAAGUAUUUUGCUCUCUAUCAAUAGUGAAAAUGUCCAAAUGGUCGGAGGCGUGAGCCUCAAUAUCAAUGGAGCAAGACUACGAGAUGUCUACCGCAGUAGUAAAGUUGUAAUGAAAGUAAUCGACGAUGCUAUUUUGAGAGGUUUUGGUGGCACCAGGCAUGAUCAAGAAGUUCAGAAUGUCGACCCAGAGUAUAUUCUUGUAAUCAUGCACUGCUAUACAGAUGAAAGAUUUAUUGACGUAUUGUCGAAUUAUGACUCAGGAAGAAUGAUAAAUCGAAUGCAAGAAGAAUUUGCAAAGAUUGGCCUUGACGUAAGAGAAUUGGAAAUUAAGAUCGAAAACUUGAAAGAAGUGAACACACAGAAAACCAGGAUUUUGAGAUCAAGUGCUAUGAAUAAUCCUUGUGAGGGGAUGAAAGAUCUUGCCAUAGCUGAUGCGAGGAAAUAUAAUAGUGGUAACGAGACCAAAACGGAAACCGUAACCAACAACCACGAUUCUGCUCUGGCAUCAAAACGAAAAGCUCUUGAAAUUACACUAAAACUUUACGGUGAAAAUCAUCUCAAAACAGCACGAAGUUACUACGAUAUUGGGGUCACGCAAGGAAAACUGCAAGAUUACCAGUCGGCAUUAGAAUCCUAUCAACAUGCUCUUGAAAUCAGAUUAAGAGUGUUUGGAGAGAAUCACUGCAAAACAGCUGAAAGUUACUUCAACAUUGGCGUCACACAACAUGAAAUGAAAGAGUAUAAGUCAGCAUUAGAAUCACAUCAACGUGCUUUACAAAUCAGAUUACAGCUGAAUGGAGAACACCAUAGUGACACUGGUCAUAGCUAUCACAGGGUUGCUUUUGAACAAGAAUGCUUGAAAGAUUACAAAUCAGCUUUAGCAUCAUAUCAACAUGCCCUCCAGAUCAGAUUAAAACUGUUUGGAGAGAAUAAUUUAUCCACUGCAGUGGCUUAUUACAAUAUUGGAAUCACACAACACAAAAUGAAAGAUUACAAGUCCGCAUUAGAGUCACAUCAACGUGCUUUACAAAUCAGAUUAAAGCUGAAUGGAGAACACCGUAGUGACACUGGUGAUAGUUAUAACUGGGUUGGCCUUGAACAAGAGUUUUUGAAAGAUUACAAAUCAGCUUUAGCAUCAUACCAACAGGCCCUCCAGAUCAGAUUAAAACUGUUUGGAGAGAAAAAUUUGUCUACUGCAUCGACUUAUUUCAACAUUGGCGUCACACAACAUGAAAUGAAAGAUUACAAGUCGGCAUUAGAAUCACAUCAACGUGCUUUACAAAUCAGAUUAAAGAUGAAUGGAGAACACCAUAGUGACACUGGUGAUAGUUAUCACAGGGUUGGUCUUGAACAAAAAGGCUUGAAAGAUUACAAAUCAGCUUUAGCAUCAUAUCAACAUGCCCUCCAGAUCAGAUUAAAACUGUUUGGAGAGAAUAAUUUAUCCACUGCAGUGGCUUUUUACAAUAUUGGAGUCACACAACACAAAAUGAAAGAUUACAAGUCCGCAUUAGAAUCGCAUCAACGUGCUUUACGAAUCAGAUUGAAGCUGAACGGAGAACACCAUAGUGAUACUGGAAAUAGUUAUCAUGAAGUUGGCCGUGAACAACACAAAUUAAAAGAUUACAAAUCAGCAUUAGAAUCAUAUCAAUAUGCCCUCGAGAUCAAAUUGAAUGUAUUUGGAAUGUAUCAUCACCAAACUGCGAAAAGUUAUCGCCAAAUUGGAGUCACACAAUACAGCAAGCGCACAAUGGAAGGUUACAAGGCAGCCUUAGAAUCAUAUCAAAAAGCUCUUCGUAUCAGAUUACAAAUAUUUGGUGAGCUUCAUGUUGAUACUGCUCAAAGUUAUCAGGAUAUUGGACUCGUACAAGAUGCAAUGAAAAAUUACAAAUGA